CAUAUUUACAUGGUUCUUAGAGCAACUGGUCUCACAUCCACACUGUCCUCUGGUCAAACAUGAAGUCCUCUCUGGUGUUCACAUUGAUGUUCACUGGUCUUGUCUCCAUCUUCCCUCAGAUGUGUACUAUAAUAUUUCUCCCAGUCUUCGCCCAGUGACUGUGUGUGUGACCUGAAGAACUCUGAGCACCCCUUCCCUCAUGACAAGCUGCAGACUGUAGAGAACAGUGCCUCAAAGUGCACUAAAAACAUCACUCCACAGCAGGUAAGAGACAUGCUUUCAAAAAUCCUAUUUCUAAAUUCCCACUUUCUCUAAAACACUACAAAACACUCUAAAAUACUACAAAUAGUGAGAAACAGAUCUCUGAUAUUUCACAUAAUUUCAUUGUGAAUCAAAUAAGAAGAAGCAGAUAUUUCACCUUUCAUUGUGUAUAAAAGUAAAUCAAGUAAUAUUGGAUGUUCCCUAUAAAAGGGUCAUUCUGCUGUCCCCAAAUGAGAAGCCUUUUUGGUUCCAGGUAAAACCAUUUUUGGUUCCAGGUAGAACCAUUAUGGGUUCCAUGCUGUGGAAAGGGUUCUACAUGGAACCCCAAACAGUUCUACUUGGAACCAAAAGGGUUCUAUCUGGAACUAACAAAGGUUCUUCAAAGGGUUCUCCUGUGGGGACAGCCAAAUAACCCUUUUAGAUUCUACACAGUACCUUUUUUUCCAAAGAGUGUAUCUCCUGUUCACCUGUAGACCAUGGAGGUGGAGGGUCUGUUGCUGGGUCUGAAGAGGCGUCUACCCCAGCUGGAGGCUGAUGUGUCAGUGCUGGAGCAGGAGGACGAUGGGGAUCUGUAUGGGACGGUGUCUCUUCAGGUCAUAGAGAAUGAACUGUCGGAGAUCCAGAACCUCAUCGACAAACUCAACAGUACCACUCACAGCCACCAACGCCUCAACACAGACACUGCUGAACAGCUGCAGGAGCUCAAAGAAGAGAUGGGGAAGCUGGAGAAAUUUGACAACAUGCAGGUGGUCAGGGGAAAGGAGGUUAACAAACGUCUGAGGAGGGACUUGGACCAGUGCCAGAACGGCCACCAUCCUACUGCCCCACCCCCUGAACCUGCACCUGGAAACUGUCCCCUGGGACACCUCCGGAGCGUGACUGGUCCCAACACAUAUUCAGUCACUGAAUAUGGUGCCUCAUAUGCUUAUGGCUCCUGGGGUCGCGACCCCAAACCUGCUGCAGGGAAGGAGAGCUGGUUUUGGAUAGUGCCUUUGACUUCAAGCAAUGUCUUCUCUAACUUUGUGAGACUUUAUAGCAGCCUGAGCUCUCUGGUUGUGGGGGUCAGUGUUCCAGGCACUGUGGCGAUUCACCCCUCCAACCCCACCACCAACACCAUCCAGGGGCCUAACGUUGUAAUGUAUGGGGACGCCCUCUACUACAACUGCUACAACAAGGACGCUGUCUGCCGCUUCAACAUCACAGCAAAAACAGUCACCACCGUGGGCCUGCCCAAAGGUACUGGGUUCAACAGCAAGUUCAACUUCUGCCAUCUGGAUGCUUGUUAUGGUUACACUGACAUGGACCUGGCUACUGAUGAAUCUGGUGUCUGGGUGAUCUACAGCACCCCUGAUAACUUUGGUAACCUGGUCCUCGCUGAGGUGAUCCCUGAAAGUCCUCCCACCCUGGGCCGGACCUGGACCACUUCAGCUCACAAGCGUGCUGUGACCAACACCUUUAUGGCGUGCGGUGUGCUCUACGCCACACGGUACCUGAGUAAGGAAGCAGAGGAGAUCUUCUACUCCUUUGAUACUGUGAGCGGCCGGGAGCGUUAUGACAUCGGUAUGGAGAUCAAGAAGAUGUCCACCAACAUCCAGUCCCUCAACUACAGCCCCGUUGACCACAUGCUGUAUGCCUACAGUGAUUCGAUGGUUGUUUCCUACAAGGUUAAUUUUGGGUAAACUUUAUACAACUUGACAGUGUGUAUUUUGUUGUGUGCAGAUCUUUACCACCUCCAGCAUCAGUGGAAGCAAGAGUAAAACACAUUGUCAAUCAUUUUUUAAAUAAAACCAGUGUUGCAAAGAAAUGCAUUGAUUAAACAUGUGACUAUAC
Oncorhynchus kisutch (coho salmon) is the source of this 2091-nucleotide messenger RNA. Its product is annotated as olfactomedin-4. The record is from RefSeq and is a predicted model, not a curated record. Gene Ontology annotation, biological process: signal transduction. The coding region runs from base 738 to 1940 and encodes 400 amino acids. Lineage: Eukaryota; Metazoa; Chordata; Actinopteri; Salmoniformes; Salmonidae. The transcript has 4 exons.